This is a messenger RNA of Aspergillus terreus NIH2624, 1008 nucleotides long. RefSeq names its product mitochondrial 54S ribosomal protein uL3m. The record is from RefSeq and is a predicted model, not a curated record. Gene Ontology annotation, biological process: translation. Gene Ontology annotation, molecular function: structural constituent of ribosome. Gene Ontology annotation, cellular component: mitochondrial large ribosomal subunit; ribosome. NCBI's taxonomy places the organism in Eukaryota, Fungi, Ascomycota, Eurotiomycetes, Eurotiales, Aspergillaceae. The transcript has 2 exons. The coding region runs from base 1 to 1008 and encodes 335 amino acids.
AUGUCCGAUGCUCGCAUCCUCAGGCAUCCACGCUCACCGCCUUCCGCUUCCUCCCUACUCCGUACACCAAAAAUCUCGACUCCAACAGACACUCAAAGCCAGCCUCAACCCAUCGCAGCAGCCAUGCCGCCCCGUCUGCCAGUGCCGCUGGCCCAGCUCUCCCAGACGCUCUGGGUGCAGCCCCAGCACCUCCUUUCCCGCAGCACACCGACCCGAUCCUUCGGCAUCCGCUCGCUCAACCCGCCCAAACCCUCCCGCUUCAACGUCGGCCCCGACCUCCCAGUGCUCAAAUCCACGCCGACCGCGGCGCUCGACCGCAAAGCGAACACGCUCCCGCUCCGCACGGGCGCCGUCGCCAUCAAAAAGGGCAUGACGGGCGUCUACGACGCCGCGACGGGCCGCCGCAUCGCCUGCACCGUGCUGCAGCUCGACCGCGUGCAGGUCGUCGCGCACAAGACCCGCCCCCAGCACGGCUACUACGCCGUCCAGGUCGGCGCCGGCUGGAAACACCCCAGCAACGUGACCAAGUCGCUGCUGGGCCACUUCUCCGCCCACGGCGUCUCGCCCAAGCGCCACGUCUUCGAGUUCCGCGUCCGCGACGAGGCCGGCCUCCUCCCCGUCGGGCGCGACAUCCCCGCCAGCUGGUUCCGCGAGGGCCAGUUCGUCGAUGCGCGGUCUACGACUAAGGGGAAGGGGUUUGCGGGUGUGAUGAAGCGCCAUGGGUUUGGCGGUCAGGACCGCUCGCAUGGUGUCAGUCUGACGCAUCGGUCGAUGGGUUCGGCGGGCCCCAGUCAGGGCGGUGGCUCCAGAGUGUAUCCCGGGAAGAAGAUGGCGGGGAAUAUGGGGAAUGAGCAGAAUACGGUGCAGAAUUUGAAGGUGCUCAAGGUGGAUCCGGAGAAUGGGAUUGUCGUUGUGCAAGGUGCUGUGAGUGGCCCCAAAGGCUGCGUGGUCAGAAUCCAGGAUGCAAUCAAGAAGCCGUGGCCGGAGAUGGCGGAAGCCGAGGCAUAG